AUGGAAAAGAGGGCGUCCCGGUGUCCAGCAGAGGAGAUACCUUACACAGCAGGGUCACCAGUCGUGGGCUCGGUGAGCUUCAAGACCUUGACCAUCAUCAUCGGAUGGACUUGCUUCGGCGUCACGGCCGUCCUCUGGCUGGUCCUCAUCAUACCGCAUCUCUUUCGCUACAAGUCCCCUACCGAGCAACGACAGAUCUUCCGGAUCACCCUGACGCCGCUCGUGUAUUCGUUUUUCGGAUUGGUGUCGCUUCAGGCAUACCGUGCAGCACCAUAUCUGGAGGCACCAUCCAAGUGGUACGAAGCUUGUGCACUGGUCUCCUUGUUCCUGCUAUACGUGAACUACGUGGCGCCGGAUGCUCAUACCCGGGAAGAGUUCUUUCAUGGUCUGGUAUUCCUCACCAAAGGACAGCGACAGCCGGGUAAAGGUCUUCGUUGGUUUAAGAGAUGCUGGCGGAUGCUCUUCAUCUACUUGCUCGUCUUCACUGUUCUCUUCAUCUUGCAGGAGAUCCUCGUCGCAACGGACUGGUACUGUAGUAGCUCGGCUCAGGCCAGACGAGGCCAUGUAUGGAUCACGGUCAUUGAGCUUGUGCUCACGAUAUGGGCCCUGAUCGUCAUCAUAAGAUUUCAACGUCGGCUCAAGACCUUCAUGCAGGGCCGCAAUGCUUUAGCUAAGCUCAUCAGCUUCAAACUCUUCAUACUCGUCACGACAAUACAAAACUUUGUCUUCAACAUCGUGAAGACACAAGUUCGAGGAAAUUCGACCAUCACAUACCAAGACAUUGCAAUUGGUCUACCUACACUUUUGCUCAGCAUCGAAGGCAUGCUUUUCAUGGCAUCUUUCCAUUUCACGAUGCACUCCGGCCCCUUCAAGGGCCACGAGGGUCAGAAGAAAGACCUCCGCAGUAUGCUGAAGGCACUGCUGCAUGCGCUGAACCCAGAAGAUCUCGUACAUGGUGUGUUCUGGGCGCUCAAGUCGUUCUUCGUGAAAUCGAAGAUCCGAGCGGGCAGUAGCGAUGUUGAAAGGCCCGUCGAGACAGUAGAUGGCACGCAAGGACAAGUCAAAGGGUAG
Molecule: messenger RNA, 1071 nt
Organism: Cyphellophora attinorum
Lineage: Eukaryota; Fungi; Ascomycota; Eurotiomycetes; Chaetothyriales; Cyphellophoraceae
Exons: 4
Coding region: 1-1071 (356 amino acids)
Biological process (GO): transport
Molecular function (GO): transporter activity
Source: RefSeq, a predicted model, not a curated record